AAAAUUUCUACCUAAUCAUUGCAAGGUAUGUUUGUUUGCCUUAUCUGGACUGAACUUGGCGGUUUAUAUAAAAGAGGCAUGGGUUGCUGUUGGCAAAGGAACUGCUGAUUUCACUCGAAGUCAUGUCCAGUUUAAGGGUUGUUGUAAUUUUUGUUCUUUUCUGCGCAAAUGUGUUCAGUGAGGCCAUCUGGUUGGAUCCAGAUACUGGCCUCAACUUGUACGAAUUCAUCGACCGGCACGGAUACAGCUAUGAAAAUCACACCAUCACUACUGAUGAUGGUUACAUUUUGACCACAGUGCGGAUUCCUCAAGGCAAAAACGAAUCUUCCGACUCCAACACUACCAAACCGGUUGCACUGCUUCUGCAUGGCAUCUGGAGCAAUCCGAAGGAUCUCAUCACUAAAGGCGACGAAUCCAUCGGGUUCCUUUUAGCCGAAAAAGGAUACGAUGUCUUCCUAAUGGCUAGCAGAGGAAACACCUACAGCUUGGGCCACACCAAUCUCAGCUCCGAUUCGGUUGCUUAUUGGAACUUCAGCUGGCAUGAAGUGGGCUACUACGAUAUUCCAGCAAACAUGGACUACAUCCAGAACCUUACAGGAUUGACCAACGUUUCCUUCGUCGGACACUCGCAGGGUGGUACUGCUUUUGUGGUCUUUGCGGCCACAAGGCCCGAAUAUCGCACCCGAGUGACCGUCGCCAAUCUUUUCGCCCCUGUUGUCUACAUGGAUUAUUGUCAAUUGCCCUUCUUCGAUGUGCUCAAGGAGUAUGAAGAAGAGCUUGAUGAUGCUUUUGCCGAUUUGGGAUUGAACAAGGGGAUUCUAACGAGCAACCCCAUCUACCUACAACUGGCGGUUCUGUUUUGCCAUCGAGAUUCCGCGGCAAUUGAUGUGUGUGUGGAGCUCUUUGGAGAUCUUGCUGGACCCGAUCCCAAUCAACUGAAUACGUCAAUGAUCACCGUGAUGGCAUCGACGGAUCCAGCAGGAGGAGCCUUCAAACAGGUGAUCCAUUACCUGCAAGUGGCCAGAACCAGCGAAUUUCGCAAAUACGACUAUCGGGACAACAACGAGUUGGCAUAUAAUCAGACGGAACCUCCUUACUACGAUUUGGCGGACAUUGACGACGUUUCCAUCUAUAUCUGGUACGGCGCGAACGACUACUUCAGUGGAGCGUUGGAUUAUACGCGAUUAAUCUCGGAAAUUCCAAGCGCAACAGCCAUGUUGGUCGAGGAUAGUCUUUGGAACCACAUCGAUUUUGCCUUUGCAAUCGAUGCCAAAUCAUACGUCUACGAUGAAGCUAUAUCGCUUUUUAAUACAUACAAUGGCUUGUAAAUAGAAAUUUAUUAAAC
Messenger RNA from Dendroctonus ponderosae (mountain pine beetle), 1345 nucleotides. RefSeq names its product lipase 3. Gene Ontology annotation, molecular function: hydrolase activity, acting on ester bonds. Gene Ontology annotation, biological process: lipid metabolic process. The transcript has 7 exons. The record is from RefSeq and is a predicted model, not a curated record. Lineage: Eukaryota; Metazoa; Arthropoda; Insecta; Coleoptera; Curculionidae. Bases 123 to 1328 code for a protein of 401 amino acids.